AUGAAGUCGGAUUCAGAGGAUGAUCCUUCCAGUGAUGAGGAUGAGUUCGAAAACCGGCGCAUCCAUUGCUGGGUCUUGGUGCGGAAGGGUUCUCGAGAGGUUGCUGAAGACAUGUACCUCGAGCCGACCACGGGUCGCAUCUACUCUGUAAAGCGCUGUCCAUACCUCAAGAUUGACUUGAUCUGGAACCACCGCAACCUGUGGGUCAACAUGCAGGUAUGUGGAGCCUCGCAUGUUCAGCUUGAUCUCUACAACUCUCGCUACUUCGAGUACGUGAUGCUCGACGCCGACAAUCCAGGAAGCGACCUGGGAAGUGGCGGAAGAUAUGAGGGCGACGACACAGGUCCGACUGCCGUCCCAUCUGCAGGCGGCAACGACUCGGACGAGAGCCGAAGGGCGGAGCAAACGGCACAGAUAUUGGACCUGCCAUCACCCUGGAGCGAGCGACCGGAUAUUCCCCGCGAGAAGUUCCAUGCACGUUGCUACCAAGGGGAGAAGACGAUUUUCUACCACAAGUGCAAGGUGGAGCAGUAUGCGCCAUACACGCAAGAUGAUGGCCUAGUGCAGCGCAUUACCCUCUACAAGGACGUGCGCCGGCAGAUUCCCUUGGAGAUCCGUGAGCGAUUCAAGCAUCGGAAAGAUAAGCUUUUUGAGCGCAAACGUCGGCCCAUGCAGAAUGAGACGCUUGAGCGAUUUCUUCCGGGGCGGCCCUCCACAUCUGCCUCAAAUGCGGGUGGUGCUCUCAAGGAGUACCGAGAGGUCAGUGGAGCGACUGGG
Symbiodinium necroappetens is the source of this 777-nucleotide messenger RNA. The record is from the annotation of a GenBank genome assembly. Lineage: Eukaryota; Dinophyceae; Suessiales; Symbiodiniaceae.